This is a messenger RNA of Trametes versicolor FP-101664 SS1, 1071 nucleotides long. RefSeq lists its product as uncharacterized. The transcript is spliced from 2 exons. The record is from RefSeq and is a predicted model, not a curated record. NCBI's taxonomy places the organism in Eukaryota, Fungi, Basidiomycota, Agaricomycetes, Polyporales, Polyporaceae. The coding region runs from base 1 to 1071 and encodes 356 amino acids.
AUGGCUUCUGGUCCUCCCGCCCACCAUCUGCGGCCCCCGAUCCCCCACGCCGCCCCCCGCGCGCUCUCAGAGCCUCCCCCAGACCACCCGACGCGUGCAUCACUCCAAUCCCACCCCGCCCCCGACGACCCCGCAACGCACUCGGCUCCGCCCCCCGCCUCCGGCUCCCUCACUGCCGCGCUCGCUACCCCGCAUGAUGCUGUUCUCGCGGAGCUCCAGGGCCCGCGCAGCCCACCUCAGCCGAGCGCGAGGGCCAUCACAGAUUCUGCCAGAACCGCUCCGAAGCUCAGCGUCAUCCCAAGCGUCGGCUCGCAGGAACGUGCUGACCGCACCCCCAGCCCGUCGCCAGGCGGCGCUCGCUCCACCGCGUCCUCCCCCGGUACCACCCAGGAGGCCCUCUACGACCCCUUCUCCGGCGCACUCGUGGGCGUGAUGGUCCCCAGGAAGCAGGACAGGGAGCAGGAACGCGACGCCGCGGCGGAGCACUUCGAGCAGACACGGGAAGAGCUGUGGACGCGUCUCGCAAGCAUCCGCGAACUGCAAAGCGCGGUCGCCAGCAUGCAUGUCCAGAUGGAGGGUACUGGUCUCAGCGACGCGCGGAAUGCGAAGCGGGCGGCGGGCGCUGCCGGCCGUGUGCACUCUGACACGAUCCACGUUGGUGAGGACUGGGACGAGCCCGAUGGUGCGGCGGACGCCGCCGAGGAGCAGCGCAAACGCGCACGCGACGCAGAGUUCAACGACCUAGCCGAGACCUUCAAGGGCAGGCGGAAAGCUAUCGAUGACAUUAUGGGCAAGCUCGGCGAGCUUUCCGAUGCGCUGACGACGUUCCACGCGCUCCCGACGCCCACUAUGGACUUUUCAGCGAGCCGCAGCAACACCAGGGACACCGUGCUGAUGUCCCCCGACUUAGCGGGGUCCCCCAUCGCAAGCACCGCAGCGUCGCCAUCACCCGAGUUCCCAGUCGCCAUCCCCAAAUUCGUCUUCAGCGAGGCAGACAAGAACGAGGGUAUCAUUCACGAGAGCCCUGUCUCCGCGCCCGGCGAGGUGCUUCCGCACGCGUCGCCCCCAUGA